AUGCGAUUCCCAACGACGACAUCAACUCUCUCCCUUCUCAUCCUACUCCAACUGCAUGCCGCGGAAGCAGCUUUCUCAAUUUCUUUCCUAAGUUCCCUUCCCAGCCUAGCCACCGACAACGGGAUACCCAACCAGAACCUCCUAACCUACCUCUCCACCACCCACGAUACUUCACCUCUUAACUCCUCCGCUCUAUGCACCACCAUCCUCUCCCGCGAUAAAACCGCCCUCCUCCUACCGAACGCACGCAUCCCCCUGUCUUCGGCAGGUUUCAUUGGUUGCUUCCUCGAGAAGCCACAAGGGCCGCAAGCAGAAGAAGACAACCAGCACCAACAACUAGUCUUUACAGGGAUUCCAGCAGGAUGGCAGUUUAGUAUCGCGGAGAUUACGAUCGGUGGGUGGUUAGACCUGGAAAGGGGGAGUUUUGUUGAGAGGGUUUCGCUUUCUCUCAUGUAUCCAGUACCAUGUACUGAGAAGAUUGCUGGCGGUGGUGGUGAUACUAGCAGUAGCAUGGGACAAGUUAUGCUCAACAGUGAGGAGGAAGAAGAAGUCGAAAAAGAAGAAGUCGAAAAAGAAGAAGUCGAAAAAGUGGAUAAGGGGUGGAGAUGGAAGUGGGAUCUCAUCAAAAGAAGGGAACCCGGAAAACCGAGUAAAGCAACACAAGCAACCAAAGGAUCCCAAGACCUUCAAAGUCAAAGUCAAGCUCUAGUCGACACAGCAACAGCAAUAGCCCCCUACGGCCGUUUCGGCACCGGAUACCGAGGGGCUUUCAACUUGUCUAUGCCCGUCAAACCCUCCUCGGGCGCCAGCAAGAAAGGGAAGAGAAAGCAACGACUGGCUGUUUCAUCGUGCUCGACGGGUGCUGAGAUGGAGGUUAGGUUGGGCGCUGAAUUGUGGUUUUCGCUUUCGAGUGAGCAGAUUGAGUUUGAUGAUACGGUUGCUCAUCGGGGGAUGCUGGGUGGUGAGCUUGGAGAGCCCGGAGAGCUCCCGGGAGAAGGGGAUGGGCGGCAUCAGGGAUGGGAGGCGUGUGAGAAGACAUUGAGGGUAGGGAUGCGGGGGGAGUGGAAGAGGUGUUGA
Messenger RNA from Neurospora hispaniola, 1077 nucleotides. RefSeq lists its product as uncharacterized. The transcript has a single exon. The record is from RefSeq and is a predicted model, not a curated record. NCBI's taxonomy places the organism in Eukaryota, Fungi, Ascomycota, Sordariomycetes, Sordariales, Sordariaceae. Bases 1 to 1077 code for a protein of 358 amino acids.